Molecule: messenger RNA, 1678 nt
Organism: Helianthus annuus (common sunflower)
Lineage: Eukaryota; Viridiplantae; Streptophyta; Magnoliopsida; Asterales; Asteraceae
Product: lateral signaling target protein 2 homolog
Exons: 3
Coding region: 98-1255 (385 amino acids)
Source: RefSeq, a predicted model, not a curated record
GAGUAAACAGAACAUCAACAACUCUUUUCAUUUCAUCAUUCUCCCUCUGUAAUCGAGGUCGAUUCGAUCAAAUCACCAACCAAAUCACCCCCCAAUCAUGUCAUGGUUGGCUCGAUCACUCGCCAACUCUCUCCAACUCGACGAUCAACACCACAACAACAACAAUCAUCCCACCACCUCAACCACCACCACCACCACCACCAAACAACAAUUCAACCAAACCAAUCAACAAUCAAACUCUCAAACCCUAACAUCAGGAGUUCAAGAAGACCUUUCUGAGUUUACCGAAUCCCUCUCCCGCCAAAUCUGGGGCGUCGCCUCCUUCCUCGCCCCUCCACCACCACCACCGCCUCCGCCACCACUACGCCACCGUACUCCCACUGAAUCGGAUCGGAAUCACGGAAAUUCCGGCAUCGGAGAUGCGGAUGAUGAUGAUGUAUCGGAUCUGAUAUCUCCAAUUGACGGUUCAGAUUUGUUGAGAUUUGAGGAUGGAGAUGGAGAUCGAGAUGUGAAGGAUUUGGAAUGUGUUGGUGUGACGGAUGAAGUGUUGGUGUUUGCGACGAAUGUAGCGCAUCAUCCGGAAACGUGGCUGGAUUUUCCGUUAUCGGAAGAAGAAGAUAGUGAUGAUUUUGAAAUGUCUGAUACUCAAUGGAACCAUGCAACUUUGGUGGAACAUCUUGUACCCAGAUUAGCUGCUCUCAGAAUUGAACUUUGUCCGAUUCACAUGAGCGAAAGUUACUUUUGGAAGGUCUACUUUGUUCUACUGCACCCAAGGCUCAGUAAACAUGAUGCUGAUCUUCUAUCAACACCCCAAAUAGUUGCAGCGCGCGCAAUGUGGAUGAAGGAGUUACAAAAGCAAAGCAAACCCGGACCAGAAUCUUUUGAUUCACACACGUUAGAUCAUCAUGAAGAUUUCAACACCACUUCAUCCGAUUCUCCUAUUGCAAACGCGUCAGAGAGAACCACUCAUGCUUUUGAACCUGCAACUUAUAACACAGUUUCAGAAGAACAACCAGAUUUGACCAAAGAAGAUGGGUCAACAUCAACAAAGGAUGCAUCAGAUCAGAGGGUAGUUUCGUCUUUUACAAUGCCUCCUAUUGAGGAUUUCGAUGACGAUGAGGACGAUUGGAUCCAUGAGAAUUCGGAGCUAGAUGGAUACGAUGGGCCCGAUGUUCCUAUUGGAGCUGAAGAAGACAUCUCGUUUAGUGAUCUUGAGGAUGAUGAUUGUAUGAAGUUCCAUAAUCAUCUAAAAUAGAUCGCCCAGAGCUAGGGUUUCAAUUCUAAAACGGGCUCGUUGAUGCAGACUUAUUGACUUCUGAACUGGGACCCGCGUUGUCCAUCCAACAAGAUCACAGUCGGUCCGAGACUGAUAAGCAUGAAGGUGAUCUUUGUUCAAGGAUAUCUUUGCAACAAGUGUACAGGUAAACAGUGUGUGGUAUUGCAAUGUGUUCAUGCCGUUGGAGUGCUUUCUUGAAGAUUGAGCAGAUGAAAUUUUGAAUUCUUUUACUUUUUAUUUUAUUUUAUUUUAUUUGUUUACUAUACUAUUUUUUCAUGAAUUCAUGAAGAUCUUGGAUUUUUUGUACAAAGUCUCUGGGAAUGAAUAUUGUUGAAGAUAAACUGAAGAAGUCAUGUAUUAUUUAUUUAACAUUAUUAUCAAUCAAACUGUAUGUUUAUGUUC